Molecule: messenger RNA, 2041 nt
Organism: Quercus lobata
Lineage: Eukaryota; Viridiplantae; Streptophyta; Magnoliopsida; Fagales; Fagaceae
Product: UPF0481 protein At3g47200-like
Exons: 2
Coding region: 246-1805 (519 amino acids)
Source: RefSeq, a predicted model, not a curated record
GGUACAUAAUUAAUCAACAAAAAGAGACAGACUACAAAUGUGUGUGAUGGUAUUUUAGAGGAGGUAUCUCAAGAAAUACAAGCAUUUCUUUCCAGUGAAGUUUGCAGGAAAAAAAUAGCACGACAGGUGGAAAAGCCGGAAAGGUAGCAUUUCCAUAUAUUAGUGAUUCAAUUGUGAACACAAAGAGUUGAUUAUUGACUUUCCACCUCACAAGCGGUCCGGGCAAAGAGUUUCUAUUCCCGGACAUGGAAAUUCAAAUUACGCCGUCAGAACAACGUGGAGGCAAAGAGUUUCUAUUCCCGGACAUGGAAAUUCAAAUUACGCCGUCAGAACAACGUGAAGGCAAAGAGUAUAGUAUAAAAAUUCCACCACCAGCCCAGCAAGUGGAACCUGAGAAGCGGCACGAGUGUUGUAUCUACAAGGUUCCCCUGAAACUCCGCAGAGUAAAUGAAGAUGCCUACACUCCAAAGCUAAUUUCAAUAGGCCCUUAUCAUCACAAAAGAAAAAAUUUGAAGAAAAUGGAAGACUUAAAAAGAAGAUAUUUCCGGGAUGCCUGUGUUCGGACGAAGAAGAGCCCGGAGGAUCUUUCAGGACGCAUCCAAAAACUCGACUACCAGAAGAUCCUUCAUUGUUAUGCAGAUGAUAGUCACAUGAUGAAGGAGGAAGAUUUCAUGACAAUGAUUCUUUUGGAUUCUAUUUUUAUCAUUGAACUGUUGUGGAGGACUAAUGAAAACCCGCCAAUGAGCCCACCAGCAAUGACUACCAUUUCCCAAAAGUGUGAGUGGAGGAUGUGGGGUGCAUGUGUAAUAAAUUUCCAAAAAGAAAGAAAAGAAGACAAUCCAGAAAGGAAAAACCAUGAAAAGGAAAACCCAUGGCGAAGCUAUAACAUAAUGCAGGACUUGCUAUUACUAGAAAAUCAGGUUCCAUUUUUUGUUCUGGAGGAUUUAUACGAGUUUGCCUACAGUGACCUUUUUAUGUACCCACAAAAUGAAGAUAAUUCCUUUCGUAGGCAUGUCCAUGAAUACUUUUUCCAUUUCUGGAAAGGAUCCGGUUUUGUUUUCGAUUCUGAUUACGAGAAGAUAUUCGCUGGAAAGAAGAAGGAAGUCAAACAUUUUACUGAUUUCCUAAGAUAUUUUCUCCUUCCACAUAAUCCAACAUGUGGACGUAGUUUUGAACGUGUACCUUGUGCAACCAAGCUGUCUGAGGCAGGAGUGGAAUUCAAAGUCAGCAAAUCCGAGAAUGGACGCUUACUUGACAUUCAAUUUCGAAAGAGUGGCUUCUUGAAAAUUUUUCCAUUUUUAAACUUUUCAUGGCUCUUGAGUUGCUUUCCUUGCCUCAAAUGCUUGGAGAUCAUGCAAACUGUCUUGGAACUCAAAUCCUUUAUAAUAAGGGAUGCAACUGAACCUGUUGUUCGAAACCUCAUGGCCUUAGAGCAGUGUCAUUAUCCACGGGAAGCUUACGUAUGUAAUUAUAUUGUAUUGUUGGAUCAUCUUAUCAACACUAGAGAAGAUGUGGAUCUACUUGUUGAGAAAAACAUUAUCGUUAACUGGCUAGGCAACAAUAAGGCAGUGGCAGUUCUGAUCAACCGCCUUUGCCUACAAAUUACAGAAGGUAAUCAUUCCUGUUACUUUGACCUCAGUGAAAAGAUUAAUGAUCACUAUACCAGCCGUUGGAGCAAACUCAUGGCAUCAUUAACAAAUCUAUAUUUCAAAGAUUUUUGGAGAGGAACAGCAACUGUUGUUGGAAUCAUGGUCCUGCUUUUCGCUGUCUGGAAUUUCGUUAAGCCUUUUGUCUUUCACACUUGAACUUCUGUGUGCUUCAGCGUUUGUUGGAGACUUGGUGCUUUGCUUCUGCUUAUUUAGAUGCAUUCUGAACUUUGUAAUAAUGCUUUGCUUCUAGCUUAGCAAAUGUUUUGUUGUAAGUUUGUGGUGUUUCGACAUCUAUAAACUGGUGUGGUGAGUCUGUAGUUUAGCAAAUGAAGCCAUAUGCUAUGUUAAUGAAUCUUGUGACAUGCAUCUACGCUAAUAUCAUUAAUUAUUCU